UCUCGCUCUCAAAUGCACAACACAUCCAUGCGAGACAGAGAUGGCGAAACCGAAGCCUUCGAAGGUCGAGAAGCAGAAGGCGAAGAGCAACGAGGGCACGAAGACGCUCGCAGCGAAGGGAGCGGAGAUGAUGCCGAUGGCACUUGAAGCAAGCGAUGCUCAGGUGAAUGGUGAUCGUUGUCCACGUCUAUCUGUCUUUAUGGCUGAUCCCAUUACAGAAGAAGCCACUCGGACUGCUCGACCUUCCCCCUGAGCUGUGGGCAAACAUCUGCAAGCUUGUCGUGCAAGAAACACGUUCUAUCAUCCUGAAGCCCGGCAAACACUGCCCGGUCGUUGUGCGUCAACCUGGCAUCACAAAGGUCUGCCGCGCCAUCCGGGAGGAGAGCCUUCCACAUUUCUAUCGCGAGAACCAGUUCUGCUAUCUCCACCGAAUCAGCUUCCUCGGCUCUCGGAGGGAUGUCUCGAACGCGACCGUGCGGAAUGUCAACGCGCGUCUCUGCGUGCCAACAUGGGACGUUGACUUCUGGACAUGCGAAGUGGGUGUGGAGGCAAGGAUCAUAGGAUCUGCGGAGGCGCUGGCGGCGAUACACCUGGAGCUGGACAUUAUCACUGGUGACGAAGAAGGGGCUUUGGAGGUGAGGGGGCUGCUUGUGCGGGCGGUCAUGUCGAGGGAGUAUGGUUGGCUGCACAAAGGACUUAGACAGCUUGCAGCUGGGCGUCAGUAGGCAUGAUGCGGAUGAGCGUCAAGGCGUUUCGUUGAAGUAGCGAAUGUAUGUCCUUCAGCGUACCUCUGUCU
Molecule: messenger RNA, 796 nt
Organism: Neohortaea acidophila
Lineage: Eukaryota; Fungi; Ascomycota; Dothideomycetes; Mycosphaerellales; Teratosphaeriaceae
Exons: 1
Coding region: 168-725 (185 amino acids)
Source: RefSeq, a predicted model, not a curated record